Messenger RNA from Lates calcarifer (barramundi perch), 4667 nucleotides. It is a transcript of the gene gpr4, whose product is annotated as G protein-coupled receptor 4. The record is from RefSeq and is a predicted model, not a curated record. Gene Ontology annotation, cellular component: membrane. Gene Ontology annotation, molecular function: G protein-coupled receptor activity. Lineage: Eukaryota; Metazoa; Chordata; Actinopteri; Centropomidae. The coding region runs from base 818 to 1933 and encodes 371 amino acids. Gene Ontology annotation, biological process: G protein-coupled receptor signaling pathway. The transcript is spliced from 4 exons.
CAGUCUGCCGGCUGCUGUCGCUCUGCGCACACUGUCUCGCGCGCUGGGGGCUGUUUAACCUGACCAUCACUGCUGUUACUGAACGUUUUUCGCGGAGGUUGAAUGAAAUUAAAUGACUUUUUUUUUUUUUUUCCUCGAAUGGAUACACGCUGCUUUGGAAGAUGACAGCAGGAGUGCGGGAACCUGAAAAUGCUCAGGAGUUUGGAGUAAAUGGACGACCUGUCGGCUCCAAAGUGCUGAAGCUCUGUAAAGUCAUUCCUGUGUUUUAGUGCGAACAUCCCUGAGGAGUUUUGUGUGUCAUCAGGACCUUGAGACACACCCACACACACACACUAAUGUUCAGCCUCUCCCUCUCACAGCAGACCUGGCAGGCCUCUAAUCUCUAAAAGAUUGAUGAGGUCCUGUCCAGGCGCAGCAGCCUGGCACAGUGACGAUAAGGCAGCUUUCAUUUCAGCACAUUUCAUCCCCCACUCCUGCCUUUCUUCUCUUUUCCUUCAUACUGAGGGACACAGGCGCUGGCUUUAAAGAGUGGGACAGGAUUAUGACAUGCCAAGGUCCCUUGGCAAGAAGGACAGUGUUUUAAGAAACAGGAACCAUGAAAUGCCCUGGAAAUGACAGUUCUGUUUUCAUCUGUCACUCCAUGUUGGACAGCCGUGUCGUAGCUGAGCAGGACACCAGAGUCGCCAUGUCAUUGUCAAACUGCUGGAGCUGGAAUAUAGUGAAACUACAGAGAGACACACAGAGCUGAGAGUUGCUGAACACACAUUACACGUCUGCAUAUACACAAUCACACACUCAGAGUGUUCCACACAGGACAAUGUGCAACAUCUCGUUCUGUGAUGUGGACAGUAAGGUGGACCAGUUCUUUCAGCCCACACUCUACAUCAUAGUCAUCGUUCUGGGGUUGCCCACUAACUGCAUGGCCCUGUGGGCUGCCUACAUGCAGGUGCGUCAACGGAACGAGCUCGGCAUCUACCUGAUCAACCUGUCAGUGGCUGACCUCCUCUACAUCACCACUCUUCCUCUGUGGAUCGACUACUUCCUGCAGCAUGAUGAUUGGAUCCAUGGUCAGGAGAGUUGCAAGCUGUUUGGCUUCAUUUUCUAUACUAAUAUCUACGUCAGCAUCGCCUUCCUCUGCUGUAUAUCGCUGGACAGGUACCUGGCUGUGGCAUACCCUCUGCGCUUCGCCAAGGUUCGACGAAUAAAAACAGCUGUCCUGGUCAGUGCUAUGGUGUGGAUCAUUGAGAUCAUAGCCAACUCUGCUCCUCUCUUCCACGAUGAGCUCUUCCAGGAUCGGUUCAACCACACCUUCUGUUUUGAGAAGUAUCCCAUGCAGGACUGGGUGGCAGGGAUGAACCUCUACAGGACAUUUCUUGGCUUCCUUGCUCCCUGGACAGCCAUGCUGGUCGCCUACCGUGGGAUCCUGGCAGCAGUGCGCUGCAAUGUCUCAACAGAACGUCAGGAAAAGGCCAAAAUUCAGCGGUUGGCUUUGAGUUUGAUCCUAAUUGUCUUGCUCUGCUUUGGACCAUACCACGUGCUCCUCCUAGUGCGGAGCAUCAUGUUUCUGAGGAAGCCAUGUGACUGUGGCUCAGAGGAGAGCUUGUUUGCAGCAUACCAUGUAUCGUUGGCACUGACCAGCCUCAACUGUGUCGCUGACCCCAUUUUGUACUGUUUUGUCAAUGAGGGGGCUAGGCAUGAUGUCGGCCGAGCCCUCUCAGCAUUACUGUCCGCGGCCUGCCAUAAGGGUUCAUCUUCCUCACCAUCGCACGUCGACAUACUGAAUGCUGGUUCGGUUACCAUGGAAACACCACUAUCGGCUAAGAAGCAGCCUUGUGUGUACACUGAUGGAGGCAAGACAAACAACUACAAGACAGAGCUGGUGGCUCUGAAGGAAGAAUGUCUACAGAUGACCAUCCUCAGUGUUAGGAAGUGACUUCAACUUAGAACAUCCAGCAGCAGGUCCAAACUGUUCAGGUUAGUGGAAGGAAGGAACCUAUUUUCUUCUGGCCUCACAGGCUGAAAUCAGGCAUCAUGCAAUCACGAUGAAGUCUACAUACAGUCUGUAACCAUGGUAGUAGCCCCUGCAAGCUUGAAAUGCUUACACCAAUUAUGAAGCAUGGUCAUGUGCACAUCCCCCAGUCUUCAGUGGGAUAGGUGCUGGAUGCAGAAAAAUGUGUGGAGAAGAGUACAAAGAGAACUUGUACAGUAGAAAUGCUUGCACACCGGAAGACAGUUAAUGUUGUAAAUCCUUCAUAUGGUGGCCAUUUUAAGAUACCUCAGACAGCUUGUCAGGCUCAGUUAUUCAGUUAUAUGUUGCUGAUUUGGUUCAGAUUCCAUUGCUCCAAGCUGUAGUAUGUCAGCUUCUGCACAACUGUUAUGCAUGCUAAUGUCAUCAUAUUAACAUGCUAUGUUAUCAUUAAUCCCAGAGUGCAGCUGUGGCUGCCAAAGAUUCAGACAUUAGAUUUUGAGGUAUCUUAUUCAGUGCUGGGCCAGAAGAAAUUUUGGCCUGCUGGUGGUGCUAUAUGAAGAGUCAGGGGCUCACCCAACUCCUUAGGAUUCAACCUCAGUGGACCAUCAAUGACUGUACCAAAUUUCACACCAAUCUUUCCAGUAGUUGAGGAGCUAGUUUAACCUGGACAAAGUGUCGGAACAACAGAAGGACAGACCAGCUGACUGCCCUACAGCCAUGUUGUUGUUGUUGUGGCUAAUAAGGCUUCUAUCAAACACAAGUUGACCACUUGGAUAUCUGGACAAUUUAUUGCUGUGCCAGGAAUCAUUUAUGCCUAGGAGGACAUUCUUGAAUAUUUAAGUGGAAUUAUUCAAACAGACCAUCUUCUGAAUGGGAUGGGUAUUGUUAGUGGUCUGAAAGGAGACACCUUUGAAUUUCAGACUGCUUGGACACCCAACUGGACAAAGGGCAGACAAAGGAGAUAGGGUUUGACACCCAAAUGUGCCACUCUUAUAAUAUGACAGAACAGUAGAGGAGUAAUGAAAGAGAUUACAAAUUACUGGUCAAAAACAUUUGUAAAGCUUGUUGGAAAUGUCUUUAUCAUUUCACUAGUUUUUUGAAGAAAAUAAUGAAGCCUUAUGAAGUACCUCAGCUCAUAAACUGUGACAGAAAGAAGGCUUAGAGUAGAAGCAUGUGUUUUAAUCUGAGCCAUGUAUUUUCUUUUUCUUUCAUUUUUACCACGAACAGUAAAAUAAUCAGAGAUCAGUGAGAUGACAGUGAAACUUCUAAACCAAAGCCUUUUAUUGCAUUCAGCUCAACUUGAAAGUCAAUAAUCAUUAAAUUGUGAGGCUCUCCAUGCAGGUCAUCCCUAAAACAGUAAUUUUCACAUUCUGUCUUGAUUUUUUUCUUGAUUAUUAUUUUUUAAUUUAACCUUUAUUUAACCAGGUAAGUCAUUAAGAGCAAAUUCUUACUUACAAUGGCAGCCUGGAUUUAAGUGACUUUGCUGGCUGCUUACAUUGAUGUUUGUCUUAUUUGGCAAAGAAAUUAUGAAAUAUUUCCCUGUGAUGUCAAAAGUGUGAUAAGGAAAUAAAAAAAAAUACUUCAGUGGAUAUCAUUAUAAAGUCAUCUCCAGUGGUCAGUCACAGACUAAAAAGAGUAAGCAUGUCUCUCCUUUUGUAUGUGAAGAUGAUUGUUCUUAAUGUAAAUCUAACUGACAAUUCUAAUCCAGCAGUGCUGGUUUGGCUGGCAUAUAUAGCCAUAUGUUGACUCCAUUCUGAAUUCAUAAUGUUAAGUAAAGGUUGUCAGGGCCUGGAAAAAAAACUAAGAAACCUUAAAAGAAUGUUCAUGUGCUGCAUAUAUUUACCAUUAUUUGGCAUUACGCUGACAUGAAUUACUUUCCUUUUCCUAGCUGGCAGCUUGUUUUUACAGUAAAUCCAAACUGUGACCAAACAGCUUUUUUAGCAUUCACAAGAGCUGGGAUCCCAAAAUUUAAUGGCAGCUUCUAUAACAGAGCAUUGAAUACCGCACGCAAAGAAAGAAUAAAUAUAAAUCUAGACUGGACACAGCUGUCAGAGCAGAGGUAUCUUCAACUUCUAAAGUCAUCAGCUUGAUCUUUACUACUACUUUUACUAUUGUCUUUUGCAAUCAAAGAAUCAGUGGCAAUAACAUUUCAACAAUGCAUUUGUUUACAUUGCAGGAUGCCCUGCUGUAUGUGCAGAAAUAUAGUAUGGACAUAAUGACUUUCCUUGUGUGCAGUAUUACAGCUCAUACAACUCCAGUCCAACCCAGUGAUUUCAUGGUGAUAGAUAGGUGUCCGUGUUGCAGUUACACCUGCCAACUAUUACAUCAGGAGAAAUGUUUUGAGUGAUCCCAGCAGCAACACUGAUUUUUUAUGUUGUCUUGGCAUGAAGCUUUAACUGUGUUUGGUGCAAUGAUGUUAAGGCAGGUGGACACUUUUAGCUCGUCAGGUUUUUCCUUUCUAAAGGCUGCUCUGUGUACCACUGCUUUUGUUGUGCAUCUGUAUGUCUGUCUCAGAGAGGAGGUACCGUAGGUAGGCUUCAUAAUGUGUAUUAGUUGAUCGACAGUGUCAGUGAGAAAUAAAUUAUGCAUACUAAACUUUGCAUCCCAUGUUUGUUUGUUUGGAAUCUACAAGCUGAAAAAAGGCAGGACAGAGGAGGCUUUUUAAAUGGAAAUGAAUUGAAGGUUUAUUAUCAUCUUA